Molecule: messenger RNA, 1713 nt
Organism: Fulvia fulva
Lineage: Eukaryota; Fungi; Ascomycota; Dothideomycetes; Mycosphaerellales; Mycosphaerellaceae
Exons: 4
Coding region: 1-1713 (570 amino acids)
Molecular function (GO): glucan endo-1,3-alpha-glucosidase activity
Source: RefSeq, a predicted model, not a curated record
AUGAAGUGGCUCUCAAUCAUGGCGGCGGCUGUGCUCCUUGGAGUAGCCCACGUUGAUGCGAAAGCUGUUGUGGCUCACUUCAUGAUGAGUAAUUGUUAUUCUUACACGACGACGGAGUGGCAGCUGGAUAUACAGGCGGCGCAGGAGGCGAGGAUUGAUGGGUUUGCAUUGAAUGUUGCGAGCAAUCCGGAUAGUACGACGGAUCAACAACUUGCGAAUGCGUUCUCGGUCGCUAGUAGCAUGGGCUUCAAGCUUUUCUUCAGCUUCGACUAUGCUGGAAACGGCGCCUGGGCUCAGGAUAGAGUGAUAAGCUACAUGAACAAAUACAAAUCGAGCUCGGCAUACAUGCAGUACAACGGCAAACCCAUAGCAACCACAUUCGAAGGUACCCACCAAGCGAACGACUGGAACAACAUCAAAACCCAAACAGGAUGCUUCUUCAUGCCCGACUGGGCAUCGAUAGGUGCUUCGACCGCUGCGUCUGCUGGUGGUGGUGUCGCAGACGGUCUGUUCUCCUGGGAGGCAUGGCCUAACGGACCUACCAACAUGAACACCAACGGUGAUAACGGAUACAUCAGUGCCCUGAAGGGCAAGCCAUACAUGAUGGCUGUCUCGCCCUGGUUCUUCACAAACGUCCCGAACUAUGGGAAGAACUGGCUCUGGCGUGGUGAUGACUUGUGGUUCGACCGUUGGAGUCAGGUCCUGUCCCUUCAGCCUGAGUUUGUUCAGAUCAUAUCCUGGAACGACUGGCCCGAAUCGCACUACAUCGGCCCCCUACGCCCCAAAGAAAUGGGCGCCUUCACCUACGGCAAAGCCCCCUACAACUACGCAGAUAACAUGCCCCACGACGGCUGGCGAGCUCUCCUCCCCUACUGGAUCGAUACAUACAAAUCCGGCUCCACUUCGCUCAAGAACGAGACCGUCUCAUUCUGGUACCGCCUAUCACCAAAGAGCGCCUGCGGCACCGGUGGGACCUCUGGAAACGACGCUGGCCACAACCAGCAGACGUACGCUCCCGGCGACAUCGUCCAAGAUAGUGUCUUCUUCGAUGCAUACCUGUCCUCCGUCGCAGAUGCGGUGGUGACGAUUGGUGGACUGGCUACGACAGCUACGUGGAGCACGAAGCCGAGUGGUGGGAGUGGGGUGUAUCAUGGGAGUGUGCCAUUUAGUGGAAGGACGGGUGCGGUGUCGAUUAAGAUUGUCAGGAGUGGGACUACUGUUGUGCAGCAGACUGGGAGGGAUAUUUCCACGUCUUGUCAGAAUGGGGUUACGAAUUGGAAUGCUUGGGUUGGAAGUGCUGUGGGGAGCAUUGUGGCGGUGAAUACGACUUCGAGCACUUCGGCGACGUCGUCGAGUUCAGCGGCCUCCUCGAGCGUGGCGACUUCGAGCACGGUUUCGUCGACAACAUCCAGCUCGGUCGCGACCUCGUCGGCGGCAACUUCUUCAACAGGCACACGAUCUUCGACGACUACUACUACUUCACCAUCCGCCAGUACGACCAGCUCAGUGGUUCCAUCUACCAUAACUCAGCAGAUGGUAUUCACAGUCACACAGAAUGUCGUCUGUGUUUGUGCCCCGGACUGCAAGUGUUCUCCUGCUGGUGCGGCGGCUUCAAGUACUGCAGCAGCGGUCAGCUCCUCGACCUCGAUCGCUGGGACGACGUCGAGUACAGCGAGAAGCUCGACUACGAGCGCGAGUUCUGCUAGGAGGUAG